AUGGGGUCGGGUGGUGAACACCGAAACUCGGACAAUGCACGCUGGAACUCGGGCGAUGAACGGCUUAACUCGGGCGAUGAACGGCUUAACUCGGGCGAUGAACGGCUUAACGCGGGCGAUGAACGGCUCAACUCGGACGAUGAACGCUGGAACUCGGGCGAUAAGCGCCGUAUUCCGGACAAUGCACGCUGGAAUUCGGGCGAUGAACGCUGGAACUCGGGCGAUGAACGCUGGAACUCGGGCGAUAAACGCCGUUUCCCGGAAAAUGCACGCUGGAACUCGGGCGAUGAGCUGCGUUACUCGGGCGAUAAAAGCUGGAACUCUGGCAAUGAACGCUGGAACUCGGGUGAUGAACACCGUAACUCGGACAAUAUACGCUGGAACUCGGGCGAUGAACGGCGUUACUCGGGCGAUGAACGCUGGAACUCGGGAGAUGAACGCCUAAACUCGGGCGCUGGAGCUCGGGCGAUGAACGCUGGAAAUCGGGUGAUGAUCCCCGUAACUCAGACAAUGCACGCUUGA
Mya arenaria is the source of this 522-nucleotide messenger RNA. Its product is annotated as bifunctional endo-1,4-beta-xylanase XylA-like. The transcript is spliced from 2 exons. NCBI's taxonomy places the organism in Eukaryota, Metazoa, Mollusca, Bivalvia, Myida, Myidae. The record is from RefSeq and is a predicted model, not a curated record. Bases 1 to 522 code for a protein of 173 amino acids.